GUUCGUCUCCAGUCUCCUCGCUCCCGCAGCAGCACAGUCUGCUCCCCCACAGAGAUACACCAUGGCUUCUGCUCUGCACUGCAAACUUGUUGUGUUUUCAUGUCUGUCUGCAUCGUUACUGUUCGCCGGCGUGUUUAGCGACGCCGAUGAUGAAGAGGAGCAGCACGCCAAGCACACGUACACGGUGGAGAUGUUCACCGAGGCGGUGCCGACGGCGCCGCACUUUGUCAUGUUUUACGCACCGUGGUGCGGCCAUUGCCAGAGAUUGCAGCCUGCGUGGAACGAGCUGGCAGACAAAUACAACGGCAUGGAUGAGCCACCAGCCUACGUGGUUAAAGUAGACUGUGUCCAGAACACGAAGUUCUGCUCCAGUGAGCACGGUGUCAGAGGCUACCCUACACUGAAGUUGUUUCAGCCAGAUCAGGAAUCAGUGAAAUACCAAGGUCCCAGAGAUCUGCAGUCUUUGGAGACGUGGAUGCUCAAGUCGCUCCAGGACGAGCCGUCGGAACCAGAGACUGAACUGGAGCCUCCUAAAGCCCCAGAGCCUAAACAGGGCUUGUAUGAGCUCAGCGGGCUCAACUAUAAGGAGCACGUAUCUAAAGGUGCCCAUUUCAUUAAGUUCUUUGCGCCUUGGUGUGGCCACUGCAAAGCCAUGGCCCCCACCUGGGAACAGCUGGCCACCACCUUUGAGCACUCCGAUGACGUGAAGAUAGGAAAGGUGGAUUGCACUCAGCACUAUGAGGUGUGCUCUGAAAACGGUGUGAGGGGUUAUCCCACCCUGCUCUUCUUUUAUAAUGGACAGAAGACGGAGCAGUACAAAGGAAAGAGAGACUUGGACUCUUUCAAAGAUUUUGUGGACAGCCAGCUGAAGGCUGCACUUACUGUGGAGCACGAGCACGAACCUGAAGAGAAAGCCAAUGAGAUUCCCUCUGAUGAGCCAGCCGAUGAGGAAGAAAAGUCCAAGGUGUUGGUUCUGACUGAGAACAACUUUGACGAGAUGGUCGCGAAGGGCUUCACCUUCAUCAAAUUCUACGCUCCAUGGUGCGGCCACUGCAAGAAUCUUGCUCCAACCUGGGACGAUCUUUCCGUGAAGGAGUUUCCGGCCCUCAGUGAUGUCAAGAUAGCUAAAGUGGACUGCACGGUAGAGCGCACGCUCUGCAACAAGUACUCUGUCCGAGGUUACCCCACCCUGAUCAUGUUCAGAGCAGGACAGCAGGGCGACGAGCAUCACGGCGGCCGGGACUUGGAGAGCCUGCACAACUUCGUGAUGCGGCAGGCGAGAGACGAGUUGUAGAAGCGGGUCAGUGGACGGGUCUGGCCCUCACUGUGUUUCUGGCCAGUAGGACAGCAGUUCUCCUCCUGCAGCGGCCACGUUUUCUUUUUCUCUCUUCAGGAAGGGGGUCAGCCAGGGACAGGCUGACGUGGUCUGUUCUGUGUUUUAAGGACAGAUUAAUCGAGUAGAUUGUUUGUAAUGUGAAUGUAUUUCUCAUUGCUGUUGCCCAACCUUUUUUUUUUUUUUUUUUGUUAUUGUUCCAAUCGCACGGUUGGGUGUGACAACCACUGCAAGCACUGCUCCAUUGACAAAAACCAAAAACUCCUUGCACACUUAUAACAAGUUCUGUUUGUUAAGAGUAGGUUUCUGUUUUGAAAAAAAAACUAUACAAAUCUUUUGUUUCUGACAUGUAAUAUUCGACUUUCUCAAUGUUAAAAUCUAUACAUUUGAUCUGUUGUUAAGUUGUGAGCCACGAAUGCUAUGGUGCUGUCGCUCAGGCGUAAAAAGAUGUAGCACCCGACGUGAGGCGAGUGUUAAGUUGAGGGUCUUUCAUAUCGAUGCCACUGAUCGCCUACCUGACUCAAGUCUCAGGGAAACACUCAUGCAGACUAGAAGAAGUUGGACGGAGACUUUGUUGACACCGGCGGACCCUUGCAAUGACUCACGGGCAGAUGAAAACCAGGUCCUCGUUGCUUGUUUAAAAGUAAGGAAAGCUGGUAAAAAUCUGAGUCAUUUGUGACUUCUGUGACCUUAAUCAGUCAUCCUUCUCCUCUCUCUCUAGUACUUAGUCUCAGGCCUGGACCAUGCUGCACCAUUCUCCAUGACUUAACAUGUGCAACACCCCUUUCUUUCAUAUACAGUUUUUAAACUCCAUUUAGAAGGAGAAAAAAAAGGAACUGUCUCCAUUUAUCAGGCGAGGCUCUUGUUGGAGGUUAGCAAGUAGGUGAAGAAACACAUGACAUCUGGGACACUUGAAGCCAGUAAGACCUUCCAGCAUCCCAGAUGAUUUCCUGAAACAAACUUCUUGAAGCACUUGAAACGCUGGAUGGAAAAGAUGUCCCACAGGUUCAAAAUCAAAGUGUACCCAUCCCCGAUUAAUUCCCACUAAUCAGGAAAAUUAUUUGGAGCAGAUGUUUUAAAGAGCUCAUCUGUCCAAUUGUGUCACUGCUGCAUCUUUUUCUUUCUUCCUCCCGUGCGAUGAAUGCACCCCUUUGUCGGGCCAGUGCAGAUGCUCGUUGAGGUCAUGUGGAGGAAAAAACAAAAACGUGUGCUCUGUGAUUCAGGAUAUCUCUUCUAGUCCAGCCUUAGUACACAAAAAAAGACAGACGCAGUUUUUUUUUUUUUUGUCAGUAAAAGUUUUUAUGGAUAGCACAUGGUCAAAGAAACUCCAGUGAUGGAAGUAUUUUUCCUAUUCAGGGGUUGUGCAUUACCCACAGACUUUGCACAGAAACUGAAGAAUGGUAAAUUGUAACAUGAGAUUUCGUAAUAAAUUUUUCAAAAAAACAAACAACCCAUAUGUCUAUAUC
Molecule: messenger RNA, 2799 nt
Organism: Cololabis saira (Pacific saury)
Lineage: Eukaryota; Metazoa; Chordata; Actinopteri; Beloniformes; Belonidae
Gene: txndc5
Product: thioredoxin domain containing 5
Exons: 10
Coding region: 62-1294 (410 amino acids)
Biological process (GO): protein folding
Cellular component (GO): endoplasmic reticulum
Molecular function (GO): protein disulfide isomerase activity
Source: RefSeq, a predicted model, not a curated record